GCGCAACAUUCGGUUGUUUUCCGUUGCGCGGUUCGCAUCGCAGAAGCGCAACCCUGCUCGCGGUUUCGGUUGUUUUGUUUUCGUUCGCAAACAGUACACAUUUAACAACAGAAUACCGCGUUCAGCAGUGAAUUUAUCGUGCAGAGAAGCGAAUCGUGCAGUCGUGUGAAAAGACGUACUCCACACGAUGCACCGGUAAAGUGCAUUCACUUUCGGCAUUAUGCAAGGAGUGCACUAGAAUAUUCUGUGGUGCGAAUGAGUUCAAAUUUGUGUUACAAUGUGAAUGUAAAGUUCGGAGCAGUGGUAACGUACUAAAAAUUGCUAAUGUAGCAUAAGUGAACCAGUGAGUGUGCGCGGUAGUAAAUGUUUCGAUUGAGUUGAAGUUGAAACAUAGUUUAGUUGCGCGGUUAAAUCGUAAUCAUAAGCACACACACACACACACAAAAGUGUAACAGUAGUAGCAGCGGUUUUGGUGGUUUUUCGGUGACGAGCAAACAGUGCAUGUUUUGGGAAAUAGCAAUUUGUCACCCUUCUACGGCAGUAAGACGGUGCGCUGCAGCAUACAUACAUCGGCUGAUCUAAGUUCAACGACAAACAGAUCCGUCAUGUGCAGCAAAAACAAUUUCAACGUUAUAAUGGAGAAAAUCAAUACGGGUAUCCCGACGUGCCCGAUCAAUUUGGCCACGUUGCGGACGCGGCUGCCCGAUCUCGGCAGCUGGAGUCUGCCCCACAUAUGCAAGGAGGCGGUCACAAACAGCGGCGGCACCACCACGCCGGAGGGCACAUCCGGUAACUACAGCAGCAACAUCACCGCCACGGCCGACGCCUUCUAUCAGCCGACGACGGUGCCGGGGUCGCUACACACCGUCGUCCCGGCGAACGGUACGGCCGUCACCGUACAGCCGACCGCCCAGCAGCACUACCACCAGACGAACCUGCACAAACACUACAAGGCGCACAAGAAGAUGCCAGCGUUCCGGGGCCGCCGGGGCUGGUGUGGCUGCCUGCAGGAUGACGAACCACCCGAAAUCUGUGUGGUGGAAGGUGUGUUCUCGCUGCAGACGCUCACACCCACCCAGCCGAUGCCGGCGAUCGACGAGCUCGACAGCAAGUUUGCCGAGCUGGUCGAGGAGCUCGACCUGACCGCACCGAACAAGGCGGCCAUGAUGAGCCUGCCGCCCCAGAAGAAGUGGCAAAUCUACUGCUCGCGCAAAAGCCCCCUCGACAGCGGGCCCAACGGCACCCCGCUACAAACCGUACCGCCGUCGCCGGAACACUACAUCGAGCGGCUCAAGGAUAUGGCGGUGCAGCUGAAAGCCUGCGCGCCGGACGAGUCGCCAACGCACGAGUACGGGCCGAAGAUCGAAUCGCAAACCGCACUGUUCGAUGCGCUCAAGACGGCACUGCGCACCUCGGCCCACAGCUUCGUGAUACGGUUUAUCGAGCUGCAGGGGCUGCCGGCCCUGCUCGAGCUGCUGCAGGCGCUCGACAUACGGGUAGCGAACAGCCCGCUGCACACCAGCCUGAUCGGGUGCAUCAAGGCGCUCAUGAACAACUCGACCGGCCGGUCCCAUGUGCUCGCCCACCCGACCGGGAUCGAUACGAUCGCCCGGUCGCUGGCGGCGGACAACAUCAAGACGAAGAUUGCCGCGCUGGAGAUACUCGGCGCCGUCUGUCUCGUGCCGGGCGGCCACAAAAAGGUGCUGAACGCGAUGCUCAACUACCAGGAGUAUGCGGCCGAGCGGGCCCGCUUCCAGGGCAUCGUGAACGAUCUCGACCGCUCGACCGGCGCGUACCGGGACGAUGUCAACCUCAAGACGGCGAUCAUGUCGUUCAUCAACGCCGUGCUGAACUACGGCCCCGGGCAGGAGAAUCUCGAGUUUCGGCUCCAUCUGCGGUACGAGUUCCUGAUGCUCGGCAUCCAGCCCGUCAUCGACAAGCUGCGCAAGCACGAGAACGACACGCUGAACCGCCAUCUGGACUUCUUCGAGAUGGUGCGCAACGAGGACGAGAAGGAGCUGGCGCGCAAGUUUGACCACGAGCACGUGGACACCAAGAGCGCGUCGGCCAUGUUCGAUCUGAUCCGGCGCAAGCUGAGCCAUUCGCCGGCCUACCCGCAUCUGCUGUCGCUGCUGCAGCAUAUGCUGCUGCUGCCGCCGCCCACGACGGGCCCGAACGCGCAGCACUGGCUGCUGUUUGAUCGGGUGGUGCAGCAGCUCGUGCUGCAGCACGAGGAACGCCCGGCCAGCGACUGUCUCGAUCCGGACGCACCGGGCGCGGACAAGCGCUCCGAGACGGGUUCGGUGGCGUCGGCCUCGCUGAAGCUGCAGGACCCAGACGUGGCACCGCUCGCGAUCGACGUGCGCAAGGUGGUGAAGCUGCUGGUGAAGGAGGAAGAGCUGGUGGCCGCCCGCACCCGGGCCGAGGAUUUGGAGCGCGAGAACGCGGAAAUAGUGGCCCGGCUGGCGAAGAAGGAGCAGGACCUGGACCACCGGACGCAGGAAAAGGAAGACCUGGAGACGGCGCUGGCGCGCAUGCGCGAGCGGCUGGAGAAGGAAAGUGCCAACCACUCGCAGGCGGUCCAGCGUGCGCUCAAUGCGGAGAUGCGGGCCGAGGACCUGCAGCACCGGAUCGUAAGCGAGCAGCAGGAGCGGAUCCGGCUCGAGCGGCUCGUCACCGAGGGCAGCAUCCCGGACGACCAGAAGGUGGCGGGCCUGCAGGGUGCGAACUGCAACGGGCAGGCCACGUCACCGCCGCCUCCGCCGCCGCCCGCCUGCAAGCUGCCGCCGCCGCCGCCACCGCCCAUGAUGAUGCCGGCCGCACCGCCGCCACCGCCCGCUCCGGGCGGCCUGCCGAAGGUGGCGCCGGCCGGCGGGCCCCAGGCACCGGCCGCUCCGAAGGCACCCGAAGCGCCCAAGAAGAACGUACCGCAGCCGGCCAACCCGCUCAAGAGCUUCAACUGGUCCAAGCUGCCCGACAGCAAGCUGCAGGGCACGGUGUGGAGCGAGCUGGACGACACCAAGUGGUACAACAGCAUCGAGCUCGAGUCGAUCGAUAAGCUGUUCUCCGCCUACCAAAAGAACGGUGUUACGAAUGAUGGUUCGAUCGAGGAUCUUCGAUUGAUCGGGAAGAAUAAGGCUAAGAUUUUGUCGGUAAUUGAUGGACGACGGGCGCAGAACUGUACCAUCCUCCUCAGCAAGCUCAAGAUGACUGACGAGGAGAUCUCCAAGGCAAUCUUGUCGAUGGACUCCAACGAGCAGCUACCAAUCGAUAUGGUAGAGCAACUCCUGAAGUUCACUCCAUCGGCCGAGGAGCGUGCCCUGCUGGACGAGCAUUCCGAGGAUAUCGAUUCCCUUGCACGUGCGGACCGGUUUCUCUACGAAAUCUCAAAGAUACCUCACUACGAGCAGCGGUUGCGCAGCCUACACUACAAGAAGCGGUUCCAGGUGACCGUGAACGAUCUCGCCCCAAGGAUCGCCAGCGUAAUGGAGGCCUCCCGCGAGGUCGCCCGCUCCCGCAAGCUUCGCAAGCUGCUCGAGCUCGUCCUGGCGCUCGGCAACUACAUGAACCGUGGUGCCCGGGGCAAUGCGUCCGGCUUCCGGCUGGCCUCGCUGAACCGGCUAGCGGACACCAAGUCCAGUGCGGCCAAGGGUACCACGCUGCUCCACUAUCUGGUGCAGAUCAUCGAGAAGAAGUUCAAGGACAUCCUGACGCUGGAGGAGGAUCUGCCGCACGUGAAGGAAGCGUCCAAGGUGUCGCUCGGCGAGAUGGACAAGGACAUUACGAUGCUGCGGGCCGGGCUGGCCGAGGUGAACCGCGAGAUCGAGUUCCACCGUAGCAGCGGUGCGUCCCAGCCGGGCGACCGGUUCCUGCCGGUGAUGCGCGAAUUCCACGCCCAGGCCUCGGUACGGUUCGCCGAGCUGGAGGACCAGUUCCAGGACAUGAAGACGAGGUUCGAUCGUGCCGUUCGGCUCUUUGGUGAGGAUGGUUCCGUCGUGCAGCCGGAAGAGUUCUUCGGCAUCUUUGACGGCUUCCUGUCCGCGCUGAUGGAAGCGAAGCAGGACAAUGAGAACUUCCGGCGGCGCCAGGAGGAGGAGGAAAAGCGUGCCAAGCAGGAGGCCGAGCUAAAGAAGCGCACGAUCGAGCGAAAGUCCAAGGAGGGCCUGCUCAACUCGGUCGCCGGCAAGCUGGGCCUGAAGUCGAAGCACUCGAACGGCACGAACGGUGGGCCCGUCCCCGGGGCCGAUCCCAACAACAAGGGUGAGUUCGACGACCUCAUAUCGGCACUCCGGACGGGUGACGUGUUCGGGGAGGAUAUGGCCAAAUUUAAGCGCUCGCGCAAAACGCGCCUCGGACCGAACGGGACCAACAAUACGUCGCCACCGCGCAGCCGGAACAGCAUCGGGCGGGAGGACAGCCGCGAGCGUACCGGUGUAGCCAACAACCGGCGACAGUAGACAUGAUAAGAAUGACUCCCCGCCCCCUCCUUUCCCUUCCCAUUCCGGCAACAACGCAAUCCUUCCGGUAGCGGAUGGAAAAGCAACGGCCAACCGGAAUGGCCAGUAGAUAAAUCAAUCCCGUUUACCGGUACCCAACACGAAUGGUACACACACUUUAAGGAAUGUUUGUCACUUGGUUGUAUGUGGUUUUGUUGGUUCGCCAAUUAAGCAGAGGGCCAAAUUACACCGUGUACAGGG
Anopheles merus is the source of this 4697-nucleotide messenger RNA. RefSeq names its product disheveled-associated activator of morphogenesis 1-like. Gene Ontology annotation, molecular function: actin binding; small GTPase binding. The record is from RefSeq and is a predicted model, not a curated record. Bases 606 to 4457 code for a protein of 1283 amino acids. The transcript is spliced from 9 exons. Gene Ontology annotation, biological process: actin cytoskeleton organization; positive regulation of actin filament polymerization. Lineage: Eukaryota; Metazoa; Arthropoda; Insecta; Diptera; Culicidae.